This is a messenger RNA of Siniperca chuatsi (mandarin fish), 11917 nucleotides long. RefSeq names its product E1A binding protein p300 b (gene ep300b). Gene Ontology annotation, cellular component: transcription regulator complex; nucleus; histone acetyltransferase complex. NCBI's taxonomy places the organism in Eukaryota, Metazoa, Chordata, Actinopteri, Centrarchiformes, Sinipercidae. Gene Ontology annotation, molecular function: protein binding; zinc ion binding; chromatin DNA binding. Gene Ontology annotation, biological process: positive regulation of transcription by RNA polymerase II. The record is from RefSeq and is a predicted model, not a curated record.
CCUCCCCUUCACGCCUAAUGUUGCUGUACCUCCAACCCUCCCCCCGUAUCAGAGGAGUAGAAACAACAAGCCGCCAUUUUGUUUGUGCGGACAGACCGUCAGAAACAGGAGAUAACCGAGAGAAGGAGCGACUCCGGCAACCGACUGCAGCCGCUCCGGGAACCGCCGCGGAAAGAAAGAGUGGCGAAAUCCUGUCCGUGUUAAUCAAGCGAGAGAAGGCAUCACCAAAAAGAUAAGACGUCAGUGGAGGGAAAACCGAGUCGGUGAAAUAUAUGUGUGCAUGAGAAGGAAAUACUCCGAAAAAUCCAAGGAAGGGGGUGUUUUGCGGAGCGGAGAGGCGGAAGAGAGCUAUAUAUUAUCAUAACGAGGAAAAACCUGCGAAAAAGGGAAAACAUCAACAUGAAAAUUCAUUAUGUGCCCGUCGCGGAGGAAGGAAAGACCCCGCAUAGACAAUUAUAUAAAUAAAUUGCUGCCGGGCAGAAGGGAGAGGUGGAAAGAAAGACGGGUUUAAAGAGAAGGGGAAAAUUGCCAGGAUCAACACGAAGGGGGGCAUUCUCCAUCACAAAGAGUAAAUGAGAGGAUUUUGUCAGCCCAACAUUUUUUAGGGGGGUGUCAACCUUAGUGUGCCGAUCUGAAGCUUUCCGCUUCCGAAAAAGCCAUAAUUUCUUAGCGAUCCGCCGUCAAUUUCUAUCACAUUUUCGCCUGUCGCCGUAGCUGUGCUCCGGUUUUGGGUUAAGAGCUUUCUGUUUCUCUUCACUUGCAUUGCCAAGACAUCCUACAAACAGUGUGUGACAGGUAUAUUGUUGGGAAUAUUUGUCAGUCUUGCCGUUAUCUGAGAUUGCAAGUGUUUAAACCAAGCGAAAAGCUGAGGAGGAAUCUCUUCUGGAGCACAAGAUAAGUAACCCCACAGAUCGUCCUCUGCAAAAUAAAACUAAUUGGAUCAAUCUGACUGCCCGCUGGUUGGCAAUUCGCGCUGUGAUUGCCCUCAAGAACUAUUCUGUCAAAGAAAUAAAGUCUGCAUCAGAAUCGAUUGCACAAGAGGAGUGUUUUUUUUUUUUUUGUCAAGAUUUUCUAUUUUCAAGCUUUGCCAACCCUGCUGACUGCGAUAGGCAAAAAUCGCGCAAAAGGGUUGCAACAACCAAAUGUGCAGUGCGAGUCCGUUCUUUCUGACCCAGUGCCUUGCAUGGUCAAACACUAAGUGCACAGUUUAGUCCGCAUGCACAUGCAAAAGAAUACUCAUGCAUGGAAAUGUACAUCCGCAAUAGAUUUUCAUUUUAUCUGAGUUAAGUGCAAGUGUGGGACUCCAGUGUUUUCACCUUUCUGCAGAACUGUUAUACUAUUUAUUCAGUUACUGUCAAGCCAAUGCAAAUUGUUUUUCUCAGUAUUGCACUCGAGAGUACCAUUUACGCUUUAAUUGUAUUUUCAAACUACUGCUGGUGGCCUCCACAUACCGGCUGACUGCCCUUUUGGUUUGGAAACGUAAAGGAAUCGGUUGCAUUGGCAGCAGUGAGAUGUCUGGUCAGGUGAGAGAAAUGGUAAAUGUGACCGAGAAUCUCAUAACUGUUGCAUGAGAGAAGUUCACACAGGAAUACUCCUGGCUUGUGUUUUUGGAUCACAAUUAUUAUUUUCGUGCCCUGACUGUGACUCGCCACUGGACCGUUUCAGACCUGAAAUACAGGAUUUCUCCGCCGACUAUGGCGGACAGGACUGAGUGCAGCACGGAGGACGGAUCUUGGGACAAUUUUAGUGUCGCAGAAGAGGCUACAUGAGGUUGUCAGAGGGCCGCACGCUUGCCUUUUUUGCCGACUCCACCUUCCCACCUCCUCCUGAUCAAAUCUGUGAAGAAACAAAAUCUCCGACAGGGGAGGGGGACUGAUAUCUGCAGAGCUGAAUAAACCGAGAGGGAGAACUGUGAGGGAAAGAGUUCAACAUUGCUGUCUUCUCCCCUACCGUCCCCCAAGCGGUGGGGGAACGAUCAGAAGCAUUUCCUAAAGGGAUAAGGAGACGCAAAUAAGGGAAAUACGUUUGGCCUCCGUGGAUCUACUGCAACUUUUUAAUUCGUCAAAAAUAUGGCCGAUAAUGUCCUGGAGUCCGGCCCGCCUUCAGCUAAGAGGCCCAAGCUGUCCUCUCCAGCUCUCUCGGUGUCUGCCAGUGAUGGAAAUGAUUUUGGUUCACUCUUUGACCUGGAGCAUGACCUCCCAGAUGAGCUCAUCAAUUCCUCGGACCUCGGGCUGACCAACGGAGGGGAUGUCAGCCAACUCCAUACCAGUCUUGUAGGGCUCGGAGGAGGGAUUGGUUUGGGAGGCCAGGAUGCUGCUGCGAAACACAAACAACUGUCUGAGCUCUUGCGCGCUGGAGGACCAGCACAGCAGGGUGGCCCUACUUCCAACAGCACUGCACCUGGGGCUUCCAUGGGGAUGAUGGGGGGUGUGAGUGUCUCCCCUGGUGGACCCCAAGGCAUGCCCUCCCAGGGCCAGCCACAGCAACCUGGAUUAAUGCAGCAAGUUGGGAUGGUCGGAGGGGUGGCAGCACUCAAUCGGGCAGCUGCCAUGAUUGGCGCCCAGAAGGGCAACACUGGACAGCAGCAGCCAGGCCUGAUGGGGGGGCAGGUGAUGAAUGGCUCGCCGAGAAUGGGUUACCCUGGCAGUGCAGGCAUGGAUAACAAUAGUAAUCUGUUGGCGGAAACCCUGCAGCAGCAGCAGCAGCAGCAGCAGCAGCAGGGUGGUCAGCAAAUGGGACCCGGGGGUCAGGCAGGGAUGAGACCACAGCAACCCGGAGCACUGAACAAGAUGAAUAUGAUGGCCAAUGCGGGCCCCUAUGGUGGUCCGUACGGCCAGUCUGCUGGCCAGGGGCUGCCUGGAGCAGGGCUGGGCCCACAGCUCCAGAAUAAGGCGGGCCUGCCCAACAAUAUGGCCACCCAGUUCAACAUGGACAAGAAGACACCACCGGGUCAAGGCAUGCCUGGGAUGGUCUCUCAGCAGCCCGGAGCAGUUGGUGGUGUAUCCGUCAGCGGAGCAGCAGCAGUGGGAGGGGCUCAGGUUGGGCUCGGUGCCGUAGGGGCGGGUCCCGGCACAGCGCCCCCUACCGCAGACCCUGAGAAACGGAAGCUGAUUCAACAGCAGCUGGUCCUCUUACUCCACGCGCACAAGUGCCAGCGGAGGGAGCAGGCGAAUGGGGAAGUGCGGCAGUGCAACCUGCCCCACUGCCGCACCAUGAAGAACGUGCUCAACCACAUGACUCAUUGCCAGGCUGGCAAGUCCUGCCAGGUGGCACACUGUGCCUCAUCCAGACAGAUCAUCUCUCAUUGGAAGAAUUGCACACGGCACGACUGUCCUGUAUGCCUGCCACUGAAAAAUGCUGGAGACAAGAGGAAUCAGCAGUCUCUUGUUAACAGUGCGGGGGUGGGAUUGGUGAGCUCUUUAGGUUCAGGGGUGCCUGGUGGACAGUCCAACACUCCGAACCUGAACCCUCCAAACCAGAUUGACCCCAGCUCUAUAGAGAGGGCCUACGCUGCACUAGGCCUCACUUACCAGGGCAACCAGAUGCCACAGCAACCACCACAGGCCAACAUGCCAAACCAGGGGCUGCAGGGCCAGCCUGGGAUGAGGACUCUAAACACCAUGGGAGGAAACUCUAUGGGAGUGAAUGGUGGAGUGGGUGUGCAACCCCCUAACCAGCAGUCCAACCUACUACCAAGCGCCAUGUUGCACAGCAACAUGACUGCACAGAGCUUAAUGAAUGAUGGUGUGGGGAACCUGGGCUCCAUGCCCAUGGCAACUCCUCCUUCUGCUGCAGGCAUGAGGAAGUCUUGGCAUGAAGACAUCACGCAGGACCUCCGCAACCACCUUGUCCACAAGCUCGUGCAGGCCAUCUUCCCCACUCCCGAUCCAGCUGCACUGAAGGAUCGGCGGAUGGAAAAUCUGGUGGCUUACGCUCGAAAAGUAGAGGGAGACAUGUACGAGUCAGCCAACAGUAGGGCGGAGUACUACCACCUGCUGGCAGAGAAGAUCUACAAGAUCCAAAAGGAGCUGGAGGAAAAGAGGAGGACACGACUCCAGAAGCAGGGCAUGAUGCCGGGACAACCUGGCAUAGCCUCCCCAGGCCUCCCGCAAGGGCCUCCCAGCAUGGGACAGCUGCCCAUGGCCCUGGGGCAACCCCCAAAUGGUCCUCACGCUGAUUCGUCCAUGGUUCGACCAGCUGGACCCAAUCAGAUGGUCAACAGGAUGCAGAAUCCAGCAGGAAUGAACCAGUUUGGUCAGAUGGGGAUGCAGUCGAUGGGUCAGAGGUCGACACCUCCUCUUCCUCUUAAUGCUCCAAUGAACCAGAUGGGUAUGGGAGCAACAAGGAUGGGUCAGCCCAAUGCCACACAGUUACAGAACCAGUACCUCCCUCCAGGCCAGUUUCCUGGGUCCAGUCCAGGACGUGGUUCUGGUCCUGUUGGCAUGAACCAGCCAGGAGCACAGACUGCUGUGCCACAGCAGAACCAGAUGUCAACGCCGCCUUCCCUCCCAGCCAGCAGCCCUGCAGCACAGUCUGCCUCUUCAGCUCCAGGCUCCGGAGCCCCUGGAGGCUCCAUGGGGUCUGGUAGUGCCAGUGGUGCUGGGCCUUUACCCAACCUGCCUCCAUCCUCCACCUCCACCCAGCCCAACUCGUACCCUCACUGCCCACCCAUCCGAACAAAUUCCCCCUCGCCAGCACGCAGCUUAACGCCUCAACCGCAUCAAACACCCCCCACGUUACCUCGUUCUCGGACCCCACAGCCACAGACUCCCAGCACACCCCAGCUGCCCCCUCCACAGCACCCCCAGCAGCAGCAGCAGCAGCAGCAGCAGCAACAACAACAACAACAACAACAAGCUUCACAGCAGCAGCAGCAGCCAUCAGGGCAGGCAGAGAACCCCAAUCAGCUUCCGCAUCAGAUGCUUGGGGGUGUGGCUUCCUCAGGCCCCCAAGCAGGUCAGGCUUCUUCGGUGCCUACCCAGAAUGCUCAUGUGCCAUUGCAGCUGCCUCAGACCCCACUGUCUCCGAAGCCUUCUCUGAAAGCAGAUGGUCAGGUGUCCUCUCCAGCCUCAGUCAGCAGCAGCACUGAUCCCAGCUCCCAGCUCAACCAGGCGGACGGUCCUGCUCUCAGCCAGGAAGACGUCAAAAUGGAAGUGAAGAAGCAGGAGGAGGAGGAGGAUGAAGGGGAUGAGAGCCAAGGAGAGGGCAAGGGAAAGAUGGGCAAGGGUCUGCCUGACGUGAAGACGGAGGAGAAACCAGAGAUAAAGAAAGAGAAGCCGUCAGGAGAUGGGUGUAAAGGCGAGCCCAUGGAUACAUCUUCUUCUUCGGUGUCAUCGUCAGUAGCAACAGGUGAAGACAAGAAGCUGGAGGUGAAGAAAGAGCCCAAAGAGGAAGAGGAGGGGUCAGGGUCAACAGCCUCCAACAGCUCCCCAGCCAGCGCUCAGAGCAAGAAGAAAAUCUUUAAGCCGGAGGAGCUGCGUCAAGCUCUGAUGCCCACCCUGGAAGCUUUGUACCGGCAGGACCCUGAGUCCCUUCCCUUCCGUCAGCCGGUGGACCCCCAGUUACUGGGAAUACCCGACUACUUUGACAUCGUGAAGAACCCCAUGGACCUGUCAACCAUCAAGCGAAAGCUGGACACGGGACAGUACCAAGAGCCUUGGCAGUACGUCGAGGAUAUCUGGCUGAUGUUCAACAAUGCCUGGCUGUACAACCGCAAGACGUCCCGCGUCUAUAAGUACUGCUCCAAGCUGGCUGAGGUGUUUGAGUCGGAGAUCGAUCCCGUCAUGCAGGGCCUUGGAUACUGUUGUGGGAGGAAGUUUGAGUUUUCCCCCCAAACUCUAUGCUGCUAUGGAAAACAAUUAUGCACCAUCCAACGUGACGCUGCUUAUUUUAGCUACCAGAACAGGUACCACUUCUGUGAGAAGUGUUUCAACGAAAUCCAAGGCGAGAGUGUUUCCCUGGGGGACGACCCCUCCCAGCCUCAGACGUCCAUCAACAAAGACCAGUUCCAGCGAAAGAAGAACGACACACUGGACCCUGAGUUACUUGUGGAAUGUAUUGAUUGCGGUCGUAAAAUGCACCAGAUCUGUGUCCUGCAUCAUGAAACCAUAUGGCCGUCAGGCUUUGUAUGUGACAACUGCCUCAAAAAAGCCAAUAAGACGCGGAAAGAGAACAAAUACGCCGCCAAAAGGCUUCCUCAGACCAAGUUGGGGAGCUAUUUGGAGACACGAGUGAACGACUACCUCAAGCGGCAGACCCACCUUGAAACUGGCGAGGUCACCAUCCGUGUGGUCCAUGUCUCAGACAAGGUGGUUGAGGUCAAGCCAGGGAUGAAGUCCAGGUUUGUCGACAGCGGAGAGAUGGCUGAGUCCUUCCCGUACAGGAUGAAAGCCCUGUUUGCCUUUGAGGACAUCGAUGGAGCAGAUGUGUGUUUUUUUGGCAUGCACGUUCAAGAGUAUGGCUCGGACUGCCCGCCUCCCAAUCAGAGACGAGUGUACAUCUCCUACCUGGACAGUGUGCACUUUUUCCAACCUCGACACCUCAGGACUGUUGUCUACCACGAGAUCCUGCUAGGCUACCUGGAGUAUGUUAAGAGGCAGGGGUUUACAACGGGUCAUAUCUGGGCCUGUCCACCCAGUGAAGGGGAUGAUUACAUCUUCCAUUGUCACCCAGCGGACCAGAAGAUCCCCAAGCCAAAACGCCUGCAGGAGUGGUACAAGAAGAUGCUGGACAAGGCUGUUUCUGAGCGCAUUGUCCAUGAUUACAAAGACAUCUUCAAGCAGGCAACAGAGGACCGGCUGACCAGUGCCAAGGAGUUGCCGUACUUUGAGGGCGACUUCUGGCCCAAUGUGCUGGAGGAGAGUAUCAAGAGCUGGAGCAGGAGGAGGAGGAGAGAGAAGAGGGAGGAGAACAGCACCUCCAAUGAGAGCACAGAUGCCACAAAAGGAGACAGCAAGAAUGCCAAAAAGAAAAACAAUAAAAAGACAAGCAAGAACAAGAGCAGCUUGAGCCGAGCCAAUAAGAAGAAACCAGGGAUGCCCAAUGUUUCCAAUGACCUUUCCCAGAAGCUCUACGCCACCAUGGAGAAACAUAAGGAGGUCUUCUUUGUCAUCCGCCUCAUUGCUGGCCCCACCGCCAACUCGCUGCCGCCCAUCACUGACGUGGACCCCCUAAUGGCCUGUGACCUGAUGGAUGGCCGAGAUGCCUUCCUGACUCUAGCCAGGGACAAGCACCUGGAGUUCAGCUCCCUCAGGAGGUCCAAGUGGAGCUCCAUGUGUAUGUUGGUGGAGCUGCACAACCAGAGCCAGGACCGCUUCGUCUACACCUGCAAUGAGUGUAAACACCAUGUGGAAACCCGCUUCCACUGCACUGUCUGCGAGGACUAUGACUUGUGCAUCACCUGCUACAACACUAAAGGUCAUGAGCACAAGAUGGAUAAACUGGGGCUUGGACUGGACGACGACAGCAACAACCAGGCAGCAGCAGCUACCCAGAGCCGGGACUCUCGCCGUCUCAGCAUCCAGCGCUGCAUCCAGUCGCUGGUCCACGCCUGCCAGUGCCGCAAUGCCAACUGCUCUCUGCUGUCCUGCCAGAAAAUGAAGCGUGUUGUUCAGCACACAAAAGGCUGCAAGCGCAAGACGAAUGGCGGCUGUCCCAUCUGCAAGCAGCUCAUUGCUCUGUGCUGUUACCAUGCCAAACACUGUCAGGAGAACAAAUGUCCUGUCCCGUUCUGUCUGAACAUCAAGCAAAAGCUUCGGCAGCAGCCACAGCACAGGCUCCAGCAGGCCCAGAUGUUGAGAAGGAGGAUGGGGCAGCCAGCUGGAGCCCCGGGAGGACCUGUCGUAGGUCUUCCAUCACCAGGGAACAAUGGUACCAUGGCACCCAGUACCCCAACUUCUGGUGGAACCCAACCCCCAACACCCCAGACCCCGACUCAGACCAUGCCUCCAGUCCUGCAGCAAGGAAUGGGCCCUGGACCUGGAGUGCAGCAGCAACAGCAGCCAGGUGGGAUGCCCUCACAAAGUGGCAUGCCUCCUCAGCACCCCCUUCACCACCAGUUCCAGCAGAUGGCGGGUGGAGGAGGCGGGGCUGGGGGGAUAAUGAGCUCUCCCCAGCAUCAGCAGCAGAUGCUUCCUCAGGUCCAGCAGCAGCAAAGUGGAGCAGGGACCAACCCUCAACAGCACCCCAACAAUUUGCCUCCAUAUGCCAGCAGACCCCCGGGCUUCCCGAUCCAUCAGUCCCAGGGCAAACCAGUCCUUGGCUCCGCAACACCUCCCCAGCAGCAGCCUGGUGGCGCUGUCAUUACUGGAAGUGUUGUGGGCCAACAACCUCCCAACCAGCCCCAGGGCCAGCCUCCCCUUCUGCAGCAACAACAGCACCCCCCUUCUGGCCCUCCACCGGCAGCAGUAGAAAUUGCCAUGAAGAUCCAACAGGUAGCCGAUGCUCAGAGGAAGAUGGCUCUGCAGAGACAAGCAGCCCAGGCUGCUGCUGGCUUGAUGCCUCCUCACCACCAUCAACAGGGUCAAGGUCAACAGAUGGGCAUGGGACAUCCAGGGUCAGUAGGGAUGGUUGGACCCCAAGGCAUGCCACCACAGACCCAAGCAGCAGUGGCAGCUGCACGGGCCCACAUGGAUCAACAACAGAGUGCUCCGCCAGGGAUGAUGGUUGGCGCUGGUGGGCCCAUGCAGCAACCCCCUCAGCAGGGUAACCUGCCCCAGGGCCAGCUCUCCCCUCAGGUACAGCUUCAACAGCAGAGAAUGGGUGCUCCACUUCAAAAUCCUCAACAGCAGCAACAGCAGUGGGCAGGCCAGGGGAUGCCACCUCAGCAGAGGCAAGCUAUGAUGAACCAAAUGGGCCAUCCAACCAUGAUGGCAGCUCAACAGCAGCAGCAGCAAAUGCAACAGCAGCAGCAGCAGCACCAACAAGCUCAGGGCCAUGCUGCCUUGAUGAAUAUGGCACAACAGCAGAUGCAGCAGCAAGGUGCUGGUGGCGGGGUCCCAGGGGGAGCUGUCCCUGGAGUUACCGGUGUCCCAGGGCUUGGAGCUGCUGGUGGUAACAUCCCCCAGGCAGCCCUCCAGGAGCUGUUAUGGACUCUUCGCUUGCCUAGCUCACCACUCCAGCAACAGCAAGUCCUCAACAUCUUGCAUUCCAACCCACAGCUCAUGGCUGCUUUUAUCAAGCAGAGAGCCUCAAAAUACAAGGGUGGGCCAGGUGGACCAGGUGGUGUCCCUGGAGGUCCUGGUCCCACAGGGUGUCCCGAUAAUGUCAUGCCAGGAGGGGGCCCACAGGUGAACAUGAAUGCUGCAGGUGCUGGCCAGCCGGGUAUGCAUGGGGGUCAGGGAGGGGCCAGUGUCAACAUGGCCACUAUGGCCCAGCUACAGCAAGUACAGCAGCAGCAACAGCUACAGCAGCAGCAGUUACAACAGCAGCAGAGGCCAAUGCUCAGCAGUUUACAACAACAGCAAGUGGCAGCUCUGCAGCAGCAGCAACAGCAGCAACAAGGGGGAGGAAGAGGUAUGCAGGGCCAGGGGCCACAGAUGGCAAAUAUCAAUCCCCAGUUUAGAGAGCUGCUCAUGAGACGGCAUCUCCAGCAGCAGCAGCAACAACAACAGCAGCAGCAGCAACAACAACAACAACAACAACAACAACAACAGCAACAGCAGCAGCAGCAGCAGCAGCAAAUGGGAAUAAAUCAUGGUCAGUUCCAGCAGCCACAGCCACCACAGGGGCAGGGCUACAUGGGACAGCCUGGGAUGCAGCCUCAGGGCCCACCUGGAGUUCCGCCUCUUGGCCCUCAGCAGCCUGUUGGCCCCCCAGGCCAGCAGGGGCAAGGUUACCCAGGGUCAGUGGCCCAGCAGCAGGCUACAGCUGCACUCCAGCAGAGGCUCCAGCACCAGCACCACCUCCAGAUGCAGCAGCAGAAUGCCAUGGUUGGCCUGCCAGGGGGUGAUGCAGGGCCAGGUGGAGGGGGUGUAGGAGGUCUUCAGCAGCCACCUCAGGGCCCUCAGCCCUCUCAGGGUGGCCCCCCACCUCCAUCUUCUCAGGCUCUGCUCCAACAGGCCCUCCACCAGAGGCUACUCCAGCAGCAGCAGCAGCAUCUGGGCCCUGGGGGGUCACCAGCCCAGCACAGCAAUCCCAUGAGCCCUCAGCAGCCGCAGCAGAUGGCCCAGUCCCCACACCCACAUCUGCAGGGCCAGGCACUGCCCACAUCCCUGGCUAACCAGGUGCGAUCCCCACAGCCUUCACCCAGACCCCAGUCCCAGCCGCCACACUCCAGCCCGUCCCCACGCAUGCAGCCCCAGCCCUCGCCACAUCACAUCUCCCCCCAGAUGCAGACAGGUUCCCCACACCCUGGCCACCUGAACCAGCAUCACCCGGGUAUGGUGGUCCCUCCACAACAACAACAGCAACAGCCAUCAACCCAGCAGCAGCAACAGAACUCUAUGGAGCAGUUUGGGUCGGACCAGAGUGCCAUGCUAUCUCAGUUGAGUGGCAUGGCAGGUCUCCAUGGGCCGGGGGGGAACGGUCAGGAUCCACUGGGCCAGAAUAUGAAUCACAACCCUUUAAACAUCAUGUAGGAAUUCUACUUAACGUGUCAAGUUGAGCUGAAAAGCUCUGUGAUUCUUCGCACAAACUGCACUCACCCAGGACAGUGUUAUUGUUACUACUUAGCCUUUCUUUUUUAUACUAUUAUUAAAUGUUAUUUAAAAUGUUUUCAAUAAAGAUGCAUUGAACUGAACUUCCUAUGGGAGAUGAACAAUAAAUCAAGCAGUCGUUAAAUAAAUUAGAGAAAAUGAAUUGUAAGUUAUUGCUGUUAAUAUAUUUUUUUGCCAAUUGUGGACAAAGGGGGGGAUGGUUUCUCUACGACCCCCCCUCAACUCCACCUCUUGCUGAAUACAAGAAGGGUGAUAUUUUCGGGGGUAAAUAGGAGUAAUUGCCUCUUAAGAAAUGUUUUUAAGAUUUUAAAAGUGGUCAAGAAUUAAAGAGGAAAUGAUUUAAUGCAAAGAACUUUUUUAUCGGUUUUGUUUCCCAUCAUUCAGUCUGUCCAUUUCUGUUUUGCAGAGUGAUGUGGAUUAUUAUUAAUGUAAAUCCAAACAUGAUGCAUAUCUUCAUUUUUAAAUGUUUGGGUUUGUUUUAUUUAUUGUUUCCUUUUGGGGGGUGGGGGUGUUAAUGUACGCUGAGACUGCUACAAUUCGUAUAGAAAUAUAUUUUUGUUAUUGACUGUUAAGAAGGGGGGUAGUGGAUAUUUCAUUUCACUUUAGAUGUCUUUAGUUGGGUCUGUCCAGGUGGGAAAAAUUAAAUGUCAGUGUUUUAUUGCAGUGGUUGAGGGUCUGCCGUGAGUUUGAGAUGUUGAACGGACAUAUUGUGACGUCCCGGCCAGCUUCUGUAUUGGACAUCGGUCAUGCUGGAAGGGACUCUACCCUCGCAAACAAGCAAGCCCUCUCCCUCGAAUGUGUGUGCACUCCUUCCUUUAAAGACACUUAAUAUGGAGCAGUGGAGGCUUGGGGAGGGGGGAUGCAUACCUGUGUGCCUGUAACAUUUUGAGUACAUGGGCUGGGAUGUGAAAAAAUGGGUGGGGUGGGCUCCUUUUACUGUUUUUAGGAUUCUACUGUUUGGAGUAAACAGACGAUUUUGAUCCAAAUGAACUGUGUUGCACAGAAAUGAGGAGAAAGGAGGAGAUAUGAGCAGUCAGUCUCCGUCUCUUUCUGCCUCGUCCCCUUUGCUGCUUCCCUUGGACUUUAAACCCUCCUCCUCUUUCUCCUCUGGGGGAAGUCGUUCUCCCUCCCCCCAAACUCCAUCCUCUGUAUCUUUCUGCUAAGAACUUUGGGAGUUUAAUUUAAUAUUUUUUACUGUACAAAGGAAACACAAACUGUGGACUCAAAUACUGUUUUUUAUAAUAAAAUGAAAAUUACCAACA